This is a messenger RNA of Leptopilina heterotoma, 1641 nucleotides long. RefSeq names its product angio-associated migratory cell protein. Lineage: Eukaryota; Metazoa; Arthropoda; Insecta; Hymenoptera; Figitidae. Gene Ontology annotation, molecular function: protein binding. The transcript has 7 exons. The coding region runs from base 351 to 1607 and encodes 418 amino acids. The record is from RefSeq and is a predicted model, not a curated record.
CCACAUGGGAGUUGGAACUGCACCCUAAAGUGAACUUUUUUUGUAAUAAUAAUAAAUAAUAAUCAGUAUAUUUCAUUAUAGUUAAUUAACAACAUAAAUAGCAAGUUUCAUACUUCUGGAAUCAGGUUUUAAUUAUCAUUAACGUUUAAAUUAUUAAAUUUAUAGUGAAGAAGGAAAAAUAUUUGCCAAAAAACCAUGUAGUUCGUGCGAGUGAGAUAAACGAAACACACAAUUUUCGAUUUUUAUUAUUUAUGAUAUCUUUUUAAGAAUACAGUCAAAAUUUCGGUACUAUUUUAUUUUAAAAUCUGGAUACUUUGUCUCUACUUUGAAGGCAUUGAUUGAAGAUAAAAAUGCAUCAAAAAAAUACUCCGCCUUUAUCGCCUGAAAUGGAGCAGGAGAUUGACGAAAAUGAAGUAAUUUAUUUAGAAGAUUUGGAAGAAAUAAAUGAUGUUGAAGAUGCUGACAUGGAGGAAAUUGAAGAUAUGGAAGAAAAUGAAGAAGGCCAGGGUAUCAGUAAAGAAGUUCCAGAGAGAAAUGAUUCUAUCUGCAUAUUUUCCGGACACACUGGACCGGUAUUUUGUGGAGCUUUAAGUAAAGACGAAAAUCUGGCAGCAACCGGUGCAGAAGAUGACAAGGCAUUCGUUUGGAAUACAGUCUCGGGUGAAAUAAUGUUCGAAUGCACAGGACACACGGAUAGUGUAACAUUUGCUGAUUUUAAUUAUGAUGAUUCGUAUCUGGCAACUGGCGAUAUGAACGGAGUUGUUCAAAUUUGGAAAAUCAAUGACAAACAAUGCGUUUGGAAUUUCGAUAUGGGAGAUAUGAGUUGGAUGCAGUGGCAUUUUGCAGCCAAUGUUUUACUUGCCGGAUCUGUUCAAGGAGAAAUUUACAUGUGGAAAAUACCAGACGGAGAUUGCAGGAUUUUACCAGGAAGUGGAUCUGGUGUCGAGACAGGAGUAUUAUUGCCAGACGGUAAACGACUCGCAGUUGGAUAUGAAGAUGGAUCGAUACGCAUCGUGGAUUUAAAAUCAAAUUCCAUUCUUUUCACCGUAUCGCAAAAUUUGGGACAUACACAAAAAGUAAUUGCCCUAGACUGUUACGUUGAUAAUAAUUUAAUUCUUUCCGCUGGUAUGGAUGGAAAAACGAUCAUUAGUUCUUCACAAACUGGAAAGGUAAUAACCGUCCUACAAGAUCUUCAAGGAGGUGGCAAUUCGAAUGACGCGAACGAUGAAAGUGCACCGGAGGAAAAUCAAGGUAAUUGGGCGGAAGCAGUGGCAUUCUACAAAGAUCCCGAGCAUCAAAUUGCCGCAACUGGAACUAUAAACGGAGAAAUUUUCAUCUGGGACAUUUCCAAGAAAAUGAUUCGUCACAAAAUUGAACAAAAAUGUGGAAUUAGUAAAUUAUUAUGGAAAGAAGGGAACGCUUUACUAUUCGCUGCAAGUUUAGACGGUGUUUUAAGAGUCUUCGAUGGAAAAUCAGGAGAAUGCGUUCGAUUAUUCAUCAGUCACAGUGCAGAUAUUUUCGACCUGUGUCUCUCGAGGAAUGGAAAGAAAAUUUUAACCACGUCCGAAGAUAAAACAGCGAGAAUUUUCGAAAUCGAUAUACAUUAAUGUAACGAAUCAAUACAGAAAUUUUUUAGGCAAA